GUAACUUGACUUUCUUUUGCUUGUGUGCCAUGAAUCGUGAGCCACCUCGAGGCAAGUGCAGACAGGUGCCGACCCUACCUUACCUGGUAUCUAAGUACUAAGUAAGUAAUUGGCAGGCAGGCAGGUCCCUAACGCCUCGCAGUACUCACAGAAAGAGCAGUUGCCAACUUCUCCUCUGUUGUCUGAACGCUUCUGGCUCUACUCUGCUCACGUCUUCUCUCUCCUUUCUUCUGCAUCGUCAUCACUGUUACUGACCAUCAGGUCGAGCCUCGCUCGCCAACAGUCUUUCUUUAGCAGUGCAUUAGAACCCAACACCACUCACGCAUUACCAUUUAUCAAGACUCAACAACCAGAUAAUCAGCGUACUCACGUUCUUUCGAGCUCCCCGUGGCCAUGAUGCGCCAAAAUUGCGACAGGUGCAGCCGCAUCGUCCUCGGACAAAUUGCCGACAACCCACAGACGGCUCAGCCAGCUCUGCUACCCCGUGUUGCUCCUUCGCCAACCGUGAGCCAGAAGAGCGAGAGCCCAGCACCGCCCGAAGUGCCAAAGCUGCGUCAUGCUGGCUCUCGUGUGUGGUCCGAACUUCGUGGCGCCAUCAAAGCCGUUGGCAGGACAAGCCAGACAGGCUCAGAGGUCUCGACAACUGUGGACCUUGUACGGCGCAACACAGGAGCGGUACAAGAUCACACCCUGGUGGAGGAGCCCUUGGUGCGCGCAGAGACAGAUCCGCGGCUCGGCUCAUCGUCUUCUCGAUCACAGGGGAGCAGAGGAUCAACAACGCGGGAGUUCGUUCGGAAACUGAAGCAGAUCGGACUACCCGGCAAUGGCACGGCUCUUGCACGUACUCAGCCAGGAAGACGCGGCAGCUCUUUUUACACUCCUCCCAACGUACAAUCAGCUUCACGCAGUGAACAAGGUAGCACGCCGUUGACAGAUCGGAGUGUCACUGAAGGUUACUCUACCGAGAAGACAUCCACCGACUCGCGGUCUUCUGUCCUCACAAAUGGGAAGUCAAUGUGCCGAGCCAAGCGCCGUUUCCCUUGGACUCAGUCUAGCCCUGACUUCUCCCUCUGCACCAUAGCGGAAUCUGGUACGGAGCGCUUUGAACCUACAAUUGCUACCGUGGAAAGGGCCGCUGCUGCCAAGGUAUAUCUUGAGGUGCGGCUUAACGAGAGGCUGUACCUCGCAGACUCCCGUGCCAGAAGAAUGCGGCACCUAGAGGCCCAGCUUUAUUACAGCCCUCACCUGAGAGAAGUGGAAAAGGACAUUGUACGGUCCGGUGUGUUCACACAGGAAUCGUGCCACUUGAGAGAGCUGCGAGUGCUCGAAGCAAAGAGUGAGGCCGCCGCCAGGGGUAUCUCGAACGUCUCGCCCUUUCUGGAUCACUACGAGCCAGUCAGAGUCCUUGGCAAAGGCAGUUUCGGCGUUGUCAAGCUGGUCCGAGAGAAGAACCAAGACCGGUCUGCAGCUCAGCACAAGCAAGUGUACGCCAUGAAGAUCAUCCGCAAGUCAGAAAUGCUGCGCAAUAGUCAGGAGGGCCAUUUGCGCGCGGAGCGAGACUUUCUAGUGGCUUCUGAGAACGCAGAAUGGGUAGUUACUCUAAUGUGCAGCUUCCAGGACGCUGCCAAUCUCUAUCUCGUGAUGGAGUACAUGCCUGGCGGCGACUUCCUCGGACUGUUAGUCCGCGAGAACAUUCUGAUCGAGAACGUGGCUUGCUUUUACAUUGCCGAGAUGAUUCUGGCUGUGGAAGAGACGCAUCGGCUUAAAUUCAUUCACCGUGACAUCAAGCCAGACAAUUUUCUCAUCUCCGCCACGGGACAUCUCAAGAUUUCUGACUUUGGACUGGCGUUCGAUGGUCAUUGGUCUCACGAUCUUUCAUACUAUAACUAUCACCGAUAUUCGCUCUGUAGGAAACUGAACUUGGACCUUGCAGGAGACGAGACAGAUUGCAGGGAGCGUCGCGAUACACAAAAGCAGGUUGACAAGAACCGCAUGCACGGCAGCAACGACGAAGGCCGCAACCUUGAGGACCUCGUUGGAAGCAGAAAUAGAAGCGCAAUUCGUGCUGCAGCUUGCUCAGUCGUGGGAACCAGCCAGUACAUGGCGCCAGAAUGGAGCAUCGGCAUCAUUUUGUAUGAGUGUCUGUACGGCCAUACGCCCUUCCUUUCUGAUGAGGGCCGACAGAAGACGAAGGAGAACAUCACGAAUUUCCAAUCUCGCUUCUUCUUCCCGCACAAGCCUCAUGUCUCCGACAAAGGUCAGGAUUUACUGCUGAAGCUGAUCCGGCACAGGAGCGACCGUCUGUGCUCCCGGAGAUACAAGCUGAAAGACAACGGUCAGCUGGAUGCUGGCAGGUCAACAGACUUUCUCGGGCGCCACGUCUUCGCCGACGACGGCGAGGACAUCAAGGCUCAUCGUUGGUUCCGAAACGUGCCAUGGGACCAACUGCACAUGCUGACAGCUCCCUUUGUCCCUCGGGUGGACGGCCCAGAAGACACGCGGUACUUUGACGAGUCAGACACCGUCGCAGAUAUGACUGUUGCGCACGGGGAGCGAGCACUCACGCCAGCAGAGGUCAGGUGUGUUCUAGAGGAGUGCCAUCCAGCAACACGAAACUUGGCGGUCGACUUGGUCUCCAAACCUGCUGUUGAAGCCAGGCUUCCCGGCAUUGACCAGCAGAUUGAUGAUGCACUGGAUGUUCCUCCUGACGAGAAGUCACUACUCAAGCGCUUCGUGAGGGAAUGCGCCCCGAAAGAACGCAAGAGACCACGCGACAAGAUCCUCCGAGACCCUAAAACCAGGGAUGUGGCUCUGGAUAUCAGGAAGAAAACGGCGUUUUCCGGUUACACCUGGAAGCGAAUGACGCCGAGGACGUAUGUGGGAUUAUUGUGAGGAAGUGUAAGCUCCGUUGGAUUAGGAGAGGGCAUCUCUCCACAUCGGCUUGUUCAUAACCUACGGGAAGUUGCUCGAUGGGGAAGAUUGCAAGUAGUUCUUAAGUUUCUAUCGUUAUUGGAU
Emericellopsis atlantica is the source of this 3015-nucleotide messenger RNA. RefSeq names its product kinase-like domain-containing protein. Gene Ontology annotation, molecular function: protein serine/threonine kinase activity; ATP binding. Gene Ontology annotation, biological process: intracellular signal transduction; peptidyl-serine phosphorylation. NCBI's taxonomy places the organism in Eukaryota, Fungi, Ascomycota, Sordariomycetes, Hypocreales, Bionectriaceae. The transcript has 5 exons. The coding region runs from base 394 to 2892 and encodes 832 amino acids. The record is from RefSeq and is a predicted model, not a curated record.